AUGUCUUUAGUGGAUAUUUUGGAGAAAGCUCAAGCGCUUGGCUUGAGUGCAGACGUAGUUCAUGAUUUACUAGAAAAGCAGCAUCAGAUAGAUAAGGAUAAGGCGGAUAGAUUGGAGCGGUCAGCCGAACGAGAGACGAGACGGCUAGAAUUAGAAUAUCACGAGGCAGAGAGGCGACGAGCGCAUGAACUCGAGCUUGCUAAGAUUAAGCAUAGUAGUUCGAACGAGUUAGACAGUAAUUCUAGGUCAAAUUCGCAUAUGUUCGAGGGUCUUAGACUGCCUACUUUUGCCGACGGCCAAGAUGAUUUAGAUAGUUAUCUACAGCGGUUCGAACGUUUAGCAGAACUGCAUGGGUGGAAGCAUGAGGACUACCACGUAUAUCUAGGUACAUCAUUACGUGGUCAAGCACUUAAGGUGUAUAUUUCUUUACCAGAUGAAACCCUCCGAAAUUAUGAACGUUUAAAGGAAGCCCUGCUUAGAGCAUUUGCUGUUGAUGCAGAUUCUUAUAGAAGAAAAUUCAGAGAGAGUAAAUGUAAAGAAAAUGAAUCAUAUGUACAGUUAGUGGUUAAGAUGGAGCAGUAUCUCGAUCGGUGGCUGUCCAUGAGUAAUGUUGAGAAAGAUUACGCUCGUCUAUUUGAUUUCCUUAUCCGGGAACAGUUACUGACAAAUUGUAGUUCUGAUUUACGCGUGUUCUUAAAGGAAAGAGGGUGUGAAAGCGCAACGGAGAUGGCGGAAGCAGCAGAUAGAUAUCGUAGUGCUCACGCAUAUCGCGGAAGCAAACUGUCAAGGCCGGUGCAAAAACAGAGUUCACCUAAUUCUGAUGACAUUAAAUGCCAUGGAUGUGGGAAGCCUGGUCAUAUCCGUCCGAACUGCCCUAGUAACCCUAGAAACUUUAAGCAAAAGACAGAGGGUAAAGUUAAUUUUGUUUUUCAGUCUGAGAUGAAACCACAAAACAGUAUAAUUGAUGCUGAAGGCAAGUUGUUUGAAAAACCAGCGGAGGUUAUGUUUGACACGGGAUGUUGGAUGUUCGACUACGUGCUUAUCGGACUAGUUCCUGGCGUAAAAUUGCCUAGUAAGUGCGCCACUACCUCGCUCGAGCACGGACAGAGCAAAGACGUAGGCGAUGAUGCUUCACAAGCUCUUACAAAGGUAGGCGAUGUUUCUGUGGGUAAUGACUACAAAAUCGCGGAUAAAAAGGAUGUUAAUGAGUCUCCUGACGUCAUUGCUAUGAGUGUCCAGACUCGUUCAUCUAUAUCAAAAGUGGUUAAGAUUACCUCAUUAGCUUGUUCAGAAUUCCUAGACCUAAAUAUAAAUAAAGAUCAAAUAAGGGAGGAACAGCUAAAUUGUCCAACUCAUCAAUCUAUCAGGGAAAACGUCAAAAGCGGAAAACGUGUGAAAGUAAAAUCGCGCACAGUAAAAUUUGAAAUAAUAGGCGGACUAAUUUACAGGGUAUGUCUUGAGAGCAAAUAUGAUUACGAAAUUGGAAGUAAGCAGCUUGUUAUUCCAGAUAAGUACAGGAUUCACGUCCUAAAUCUGGCUCAUGAUUCACUGACUGCCGGACAUUUCUCUCAUCGGAAGACGAGUUUUAAAGUAUUUUCUAAAUUCUUUUGGCCCGGUGCUGGCGCUCACAUUAAGAGAUAUUGCAGAUCAUGCCCAAUAUGUCAGAAAUUUUCAGCCAAGGGAACUGUACGUAAAGUACCUAUGAAGAAUCUCCCCAUAAUUUCCGAACCCUUUUCACGUGUUGCCAUAGAUCUAGUCGGACCUUUUUCACCUUGCUCAGAGAGAGGAAACAAAUAUGUGCUUACUUUAAUAGACUACGCUACACGAUAUCCCGAAGCUGUACCUCUGAAAAACAUUGAUACAGUAACCGUUGCGGAAAGCUUGGUAGAAAUAUUCUCGAGAGUUGGUGUCCCGAGAGAGAUCUUAUCUGACCGUGGUUCACAAUUCAAAUCUGAUCUCAUGAGCGAAAUUCACAGAAUGUUAUCCGUUAAAGCUUUAUAUACCAGCCCCUAUCAUGCUUCAUGUAAUGGUGCUGUAGAAAGACUGAACGGUGUAUUAAAGUCAAUGAUAAAGAAGCUUUGCGUAGAUCACCCGAAAGAUUGGGAUCGCUAUAUACCUGCUGCCCUAUUUGCCUACAGAGAAAUUCCGAACGACAGUCUUAAGUUCUCCCCAUUUGAAUUAUUGUACGGACGUCAGAUUCGUUGA
Molecule: messenger RNA, 2205 nt
Organism: Penaeus chinensis
Lineage: Eukaryota; Metazoa; Arthropoda; Malacostraca; Decapoda; Penaeidae
Exons: 2
Coding region: 1-2205 (734 amino acids)
Biological process (GO): DNA integration
Molecular function (GO): nucleic acid binding; zinc ion binding
Source: RefSeq, a predicted model, not a curated record